UUUUCACGGAAAACGGAAGUUACCAAUUCGCCAUUGAAAAAAUUUGUGCCAUCUGUCAAAGUUGAAAAAAGAACAAAUAAACGUCGCCUUUUAGGCGUUUCUUAAAACAAUGACUUACGAUUUGCCGUGUAUGUCUUACAUGGCAAUGUACAUUAUAUCCGUACACAUUGUAAACAGCAAUUCAAGGAGUUCUGUCGGAGCUAACCAUUGGAAACUGAGCUUGGAAGAAGGAAAAGUUUUACAAGCAAGUGAUGACAAAUUGGCGGGAAGUUUAGCGAGCCCCGAGGAUGAUCCGUUGUUUAAAAUUCUCACAAACAAGCGUGUUGAAGAUGGACAGUGGCUAGUAGAUAAUGAACAAGACUGUGUAAACUGUCGAGAGAUGGAGCAAGUGCCAGUGGCUGUGCCAAGUGAGUCGUACCAAAAAGAGGUAACUAAUGAUCAAAAACAGAACAAAUCAACUGGUAAAAAACUACUGACAUGUGGAAAACCAACCAAUCAUACACAGUACGAUCAUCUAAGGGGGAUAACCAAUAGAAGUGAACACCCGCAUAUACCAGAACCAGAGGUGGCGAUUAUGUUCCGUAAAAAAGGCGCCAAAAAUUCAGAAGUGGAUAUGACUGAAUUGGAAACAAGAUUGCGAAAACUUAAAAAGCAGACACCAAAGUCUUCCUACACCUACAGUCAGAUUGGAAAUUACUGGAGAAUACGAGGCAACACACAGCUGUCUAUAGAGUGUUUCAGAAAAGCUUUAGCUGUUUCACCAAAUAGUCCAGAUAUUUUACUCUAUCUUGCCAGAAUUUUGUUUAAUCUCCAAUAUUUGGAUGACGCGAUAUUUCUCACACGACGAUCUCUAGCAAUGCAGUCAAAUGAAGACAAUUCAUGGCAUCAACAUUUUACACUAGGUGAAAUAUUAAAAGCAUACGGGCAUUAUCAAGAAGCUAGUCUCCAUUUUCAGCAGGCGUUACGGUUAAAUCCGGGAUUUCAGAGAGCCGAGGCGCAUCUACGGGAUAUGGAAGGAACACCAAAUCCAUCUAUGACUCAAUACACACUAUUUAUAAUUCUAUUCUUAAUUAUGGGAGUUGUGUUCGGAGUUAUUACGUCGAUGGAAGCAAAUUAUGACGAAGGUAGCGAUGGCAAACCUCAGCGACAUUUUAAUCGCGCUAUGGCUAUGCGUUCUAUGAAACUUGGAAUCAAUCCAAGGCUUAUUAGAAUGCGGAAGCUAAACGGGGUAUGAAAUGAUAAUAAAUAGGACAGUUUUUUUUGUUUUUUUUCUUCAUAGUCAAAAACCAAUUUUUGCUAGCUGUGUCAAAAAUAAUAACCUGCCAGUCUUUUUAUACGUAUGCCAAAUAAAAAUGUUAUGUUGUA
Mercenaria mercenaria is the source of this 1365-nucleotide messenger RNA. RefSeq lists its product as uncharacterized. NCBI's taxonomy places the organism in Eukaryota, Metazoa, Mollusca, Bivalvia, Venerida, Veneridae. Gene Ontology annotation, cellular component: actin cytoskeleton; cytoplasm. Gene Ontology annotation, molecular function: protein binding. Bases 110 to 1234 code for a protein of 374 amino acids. The record is from RefSeq and is a predicted model, not a curated record. Gene Ontology annotation, biological process: actin filament polymerization. The transcript is spliced from 3 exons.